AUGUUCUCCAAGCUCAGCGUCCUCGGCCUCGUGGCCGCCAUCCCCCUCUCUCUCGCCGCAGCCCUCCCGUCGAACCUUACCUACAGGGCCACCGAGUUCUUGCCCAAGAACGCAACUGGGGAUUUCAGCGUCCAGGCCGCUCCGCAGUACUACUCGGGCCCGUGGCAGAACUUCCCGGCCAUGAACACCUGGGUGUCUACCUUUGAUGCGCUGUUCGAGGCCAACAAGAACUCCAUCCGGUCUACCGGCAGCACCGCCGACGAUGUCGGCAGGAUCAACGUUGCCAUUCGAGAGGCGGCCAAGAUCGGCGUGGACGAGCGCGUCAUCCUCAGCAUCAUCAUGCAGGAGAGCCACGGCUAUGUUGGCGUUAGGACUACUCUGAGCCCUGAGGGCAUUCCUACUGCUGGACUUAUGCAGUGCUCUGGCUGCGCCGGCUUCCCUGGACGCACGGGUCUAAGCCAGGAUGAAAUUACUUCCAUGGUCGUCGGGGGCACCCAGCACUACAAAGCAAACCUCCAGAACUGGGGUGACAAGCUGAGCCCCGAGUCCAUCUACCCUGCGCUCCGCGAGUACAACUCUGGCAGUGUCAACCCCAAUGAUCUCAGCGACGGCAGGGGGGCUACCGCCGCGUAUGUCAGCGACAUUUCUCAGCGUCUCCAGGGCUGGGUCGACUAA
Messenger RNA from Diaporthe amygdali, 675 nucleotides. RefSeq lists its product as uncharacterized. The coding region runs from base 1 to 675 and encodes 224 amino acids. The transcript is spliced from 3 exons. The record is from RefSeq and is a predicted model, not a curated record. NCBI's taxonomy places the organism in Eukaryota, Fungi, Ascomycota, Sordariomycetes, Diaporthales, Diaporthaceae.